AAUAUUGACCUACAACAACUAACAGUACUGUAGUGUCUUAAGUUUUAUAUCGGAAAUGUAGCUAGUAGUAGCCAAGAUGUGUGGAUUAAGAUUGAAGUUAGCUAAACACAGAUAGAGCGUUGAUAGCCCUACGCAGGUGCAUAAUUGUUAGCUGGUCGUCAUAACCGGGUUGAAUAUUGACUGUGGUUGUGUGUACGGACCUUUUAUGUGAUGAUAAUAGUACAGUUUUCAAAGGAGUUAAAAUAAUCCGCAGGCUACCGAAAUGUAUGAAACGAAAUGAAUGCGACGUGUCUUGUGAGCAGCUAGCAAUGGUGCAAGGACAGGCAGCGUCAUCAAGACAGAAAUCGAGGUAUGUUUCCAUCUUCAUUUAAGGCAUGCCUUGGCUUCUACACUGACUGUUAAAAUGACCUGGCAGAGAUGAGGAAGCCACCAAGCGAGGAUGAGGAAGAAGAGGACACAAGUGUUGAUAAAGACGAGGAGGAUGGACUAACACUUGAUCGCUUGGCAAACAUGGUGUGACAACUGUUACAGACCUUCCAUAAGAGAACUGGAUACACACUUCACAUAAAAUGGAACAAACUCCUCACUUGGACAUCUCAGAAUUUGGUGAUAGUGGUCACAUACAGAAAGAAGAUGAUGACCAUGGUAUUUCUUCUGACAUUCCUAAUUACACAGAUGAUGACCACAUUGCUCAUGCUAGUAGCAAAAGUUGGGAGACUUUACCCUGUCAGCACUACAAGCAGUGUUUAACCAGCCAACAAGACUUGGAACGACACACGCCUAUCCACGAUUUGGUGAAGAAUGUGCCACACGGAUACGAAAGCAAGAAGAGCAAAAUUUCCAGUGGUUCAGAUUUAGAUCAACAACAGCAUGAAAAUGUGAAGCCUUCAGGUUCAGUAAGCUUAGUCACCCAACUUGAAAGCAGUAAUACUUCUGGGUUGUUGGCUGAAUGUAACAUGCCUCCACCGGCUGCAGAACAAAAGAAUUCACUUCAAGAGGAAAAUCUGCAACAGGUGUUCAUUGCAACGUCAACGCAUGGAGCCGAAAUUGAUGAGGAGAAUAAAGGGGAAUGCACUGGACAGUACAUGCUAGAUGUUUCCAGCAGUAUCUCAGAAAACCUCAGCUUUUACUUUGAUGGGAAAAUAGUGUCAACGAGCACAGUCAGUGGCUGUGAAACAGCUGACGCUCAUUCUGUAUGUUCAAAUUUGGUUGGACUAGAUGCCCACAUUCUAGAUCCCUCCCAAUUCAACUUGCGGUUAAAUAUUGAUUCAAUUAUGGGCAACCAAGAGUUGCAGGGUCUAGCACCAUCCAAGAGAAGAACUGCAACGCCGCCUCUGUUACCCCAAAUUCAAACAGAACUGGAGUCCGAGGCGGUAGUGUCAUCAUCCUCAUCACUUGUGAUGUCAUUAAUGGAGAAUUUACUUCCUCAAAAUACUGAAUCGACAGUUGCUCACCCUAAAAAAACAGCAGUGUUUCUUUCCCCAAAGUUGAAGCAGCUACUCGAGAUGCAGGACAACCUCAAUCCUGCACUUGUCCACCUUCCAGAUGGCCAAACACCUUGUUCCCCUGUGUCUCCUGUUGCAGCAGGGAAGUAUAAAAGGAGGACUGUAUCGCCACAAAGUUCUCCUCAGCACAAACUACCAUCUGAUGAGGAAACAGCAAUGCCAGAUACAGAUGGCAGUGAUGCUGAUACUUCAUGGCAGACCCAGCUCAGCUUUGUGAAUGAACAGGCAAAUACAUCACAAAUUGUUGAGGAACCACAAGUGAUUCCCAUUUUAACAGAGAGCUGGCCUCCUGUGACUGUUGACAACUGUAGUCAGCAGCCACUGGAUCUGUCCAAUACAAUGAAAAGAAAUGAACAUGAGGCUUCAACUGAUGCUGCAUUAGAUUUAAGUUUGCAAAAACGGACCCUUAAUGAAUCAGAACUGACGUCAAAUUUACAUGUACGAUCAGAGGGAGAUUCAAACUUGUGGAUAGAGGGUGACUGUGUGAGUGAAGAGCAAAACUUAAACUUUGGAAACCCUGAGACUCCUCUAGUGACAGACUUCACCAUUGUCACUGGUCCAAGUAUGGUGGACUCUGUUGCAGAGGGACUUGUUUAUGGACUUGGUCUCCCUCCCUGUUCUCUGAAUUCUGCACCUGCCACCCUUACACCUCUUGGUUUCCCAUCAGCUUCCCCAUGCACAAUAGCAUUUGGACCCCCAACUACACAUGCAGUUCUACCUACUGCUUCUUCAUUAAUCACAGUUCUGGCACCCCCAUUACCUAUUCCUAGCCCCUCAAGUCAACCAAUCCAAGUGCUGGCUCCAAAUAUAUCACCUGAGCCCCUGGUACUAGGCACAGAAAAUUCAGUUAAUUCUGCACAGUGUGACUUAACGUCUGCGCUUGCAGCUACAAACACUGAAGACCUUCCUGCACUUUCACAAACACUUGACCACUCUCUUAAUCUACCUGGUCAUAUGUUUCUCACUGAUCAAAUUGCCUUCAAACCUCCUAUAAAUGAAGGCAAUCCAGUGUCAGAGGUGGCUUUCACACCUACUGCAACAUUAAACGAUCCCCUCAUCAACUCGUACAAUAUCACAAGCAACACUGUGCUGAUAGAAUGCACAAUAUCCCUUGAAACCCCAGUGAAUGUCCCUUCAGCUGUUACCAUGCAAGAAAACACGGAAACGCCAGGAUCCACACACAUGCUUGUUAAUCACAUAGAACAGCAACACAUAGUUUCAUUGCCCAACACUGCAACUGUGGACCCCACCAUUAUAAUGUCCUCCAUUGAAGAGUCUGUAUCAGUGUCCGCCACCACCUCAGUGAUACCGGAUUGUCCUUCAGAGCCUGAUUCAAAUCCUGACACAGAACAAGUCCUUGAAGCGGAGCCUCCAAAUGCAAAAGAAGAGGAAUGUGCUGACGUCACUGAUUCAGCAGUGGAAACCUUGGCUAACGCCUCAAUCCAUGAUGAGAAGAUGGAAGAGGUAGACCUGCCAUGCAACACACCAAGUGAUGCAGAGCAGCAGACUUUCACCAAGAACUUCAUCUGCAAUGUGUGCGACCAAUUGUUCCACUCAAUGAAAGAACUUGGUCAUCACGUUGGCGACCAUGCUGACGAAUGGCCCUAUAAAUGUGAGUUCUGCGUUCUGCUCUUUGACAAGCCCUCAGCUUUGCUAGACCAUCGAUCAAGCCUGCACGGCGUUGACAAGACUUACGUUUGCAGUGCAUGUACUAAAGAUUUUGUCUACCUUUGCAAUCUGAAACAGCAUCAGGAAGAAUUGCAUCCUGCUCAGCAGUGUUCAUUCACUGAAGAAGAAAAGGGAAAAAUAAGACCUCAGAAUUACAACUAUACAAAAGCUGUCACAGAGCCUCCAGUCUCUCAUGGGGCUGAGGAACCCAACAAACGGGUCAAAAAGGAAGAGAAUGAAGUCGAUCUGGCUGCUGAAGAAUUAUUUACAACAAUUAAAAUCAUGGCCUCAGAAGGUGGAAAGCUGAAAGGGCCUGAUGUUCGUCUUGGCAUUAAUCAGCAUUAUCCCAGCUUUAAGCCGCCGCCCUUUCCUUACCAUAAUAGGUCACCUGCUGGCUCACUGGCCUCAGCCACAAACUUCACCACCCACAACAUCCCACAAACCUUCAGUACAGCUAUUCGGUGUACAAAGUGUGGUAAAAGCUUUGAUAAUAUGCCAGAGCUGCACAAACAUAUCCUGGCCUGUGCAAACGCCAGUGAUAAGAGGCGAUACACACCCAAAAAGAAUCCCAUCCCUCUCCACCACUUUGCAAAAAGCCAAAAUGGAGUACUGUCCAUAACUAAUUCAGCAAAUGAAUUUAAUGCUUCAAACGGAGCCAGCCAGUCCAACAGGUCCCCCACAGAGCCAUCAGCCAAAGUGAAGUUGAAAUUUCUGAACAAAAAGAGAAAGCUAGUCCAAAGGGUCAUGCCUCAGAGGAACAAGUCCUCGUCCUCUUCACUCGUGCAUGAUGAUGUAUUUAUUUGCCCUCACUGCAGCAGGGAGUUCACAAUGCGCCGCAGCCGAACCAAACACAUGGCCGUCUGUCCCAAAAAACCCAAAGAAGUGCGAGCAAGAAAAGACGGGGGGAUGUCUGUAACUAAGGAAAAUGAUGGCCGAUUUCAUAGAGUGGUCUCCCAUGUUGAGCAACAGCAAGACGCGUCAUCUCAUCGUAUGACGAGACUCCAGACAUCAGGGCCACCUAAAAGGCCUGUCAUCCCCCCGGCACCAACAAGCUUCUCGAACAAGAGGAUGAAAUUUGCCGUAACAGACACACCAGUGCCCAAAAAUGAGAUGUCCACUUUGAACGAACUCCCCAUUGUUCGCUCUUUUAACCCUCCUCUGCGGCAGUACACGCGAGUGCAUCAUGGUGUCAAAGGAAUCCCUGUUAAAAUAACCUUAGUGAAACAACAAACCAACCUGCAGAGGGACGAUUCGCCUUCUACUGUGAGCCGAGAGGAAGCAACUAUUGAUGGCAGCUCUGACCAAAGUGCUACAGCUUGAAGACCUUUCUGCAGGACUGUCAGGCCGAGGCGCACCCUUGCUGCUUCUUCACCAUGUUACAGCUCAAGUCCAUUAUACUGUACAAGAAAUGACUGAAACUGAUGACUAAAAAAAUGUAAAAAAAAAAAAAAAAAAAAACAGGACACAACUGAAGUACUUCUGCAACUGGAUGUGAGUAUCUUAAGACUCUUGUAGUUUGGAACUGGCACAGUCCUCCAAAUUUGUCAACUUUCGUCAACAGCCUGUAUUUGCACUUUGAAGUUAAUCUUGACUGCUGCGUGUUGUUGAGGAAAUGGGAGGCACUGAAGCUAAAAGGCUUCGCUCAUUUCUCGCUUGGGUUACUCGAUGAGGAUGGCAGGUGGCAAUCACUGUCAGCAUGGAUUUGCACUACUUUUUCCUUAUCGCUCAUAUGUUGCCUUUUUGGGUUUAAAUUCUUUACUGCAUGCUGUGUGCUCAUACUACUGUGUUCGUUUGGGUAGACAAUAUUGUGGCACUCGGGCCUUAACCAAUGAAUAUGACACUGCUCGGACAGAGUGGAAUUAAGCUUCUAAUAGAAUCAUUGAACAGAGCACAAUAGUAUAAAAAGCUACCCUUCAAAGUUGUGUUGGCUUCACUGAAAGAAGUGAUGAAUGUGAAUGUAUUGUUUGGCAGGGUUAAUGUUAGUUUACACAAAACAAAAUUAGCUUAUCUGAGGCCUCUUAUAUAUUUGUAUAAAGAGUAGAUCUAUUCGUGUGUCAUUAAAAGUGUAUGACAUCAUUACUUGUGGCCGCAAAAUCAAGGCUAAACCAAUUUUUCCUUAUAGAUUAUUUAAUUUAAAUUAGUGGAUUACCCAAAUUUGUUGUUGGCAGAAGUGAUAAUUACCGUUUUUUCCGGACUAUAAGUCGCACUUUGGCUGGUCCUUGUUCUUGUACUCGACCGACUUGUAUACGUUUUUUUUUUUUUUUCCCCUACACUGACCGCUGCGAGAGGGCGCUGUAGGCUUGUGUGCCAUUGUUAGGUAGUGUAUGUGUAAUGUUGUUACACUUCAAUGCCCCUGGAUGGAACUAAUGUUAGGCAUGUGGAGUAUUGUCCGUUGUAUGGCGGAGUUGUCAGUUGUGCUGUUGCUAUGCUAGAGACAAGAUGUUGCCACCCGCUCUGAAAUAAAGCCACCCAAACAAGAGAAAAGUUUCUCUUUUUAAAAUUUACAAUGUAAACAUCAACUUAUGAAGACAACUGAGGGGCUAUCCACACAGAAACAUUUUCAGGUCAAAACGGCCAAGUAUUUUAUCGUUUCAGCUUGGGUAUGAGGUAUGAGUACUUGAACAAAGUGCUGCCAGGAGAGGCUUGUCAACAGCGCAGUUAAGUCUCCACGCCCAGGUGGGUGCCAAGGCGAUGAAUAUACUUUGUGGGUUGUUUUAAUAUACCACCUAUUCACGUUAGGUUAACAGACGCCUAUUUAGCCCGUUUUUCUCCAUUUGAUUGUUAUUACUAUAACUUUGCUUGUCUGUUCUUGGUCUCUGAUUUUAUAUAACAGAUACACCCCCCAAAAAUGCGACGUAUAGUUCAGUUUUUUUCCUCUUCAUUUUGCAUUUUUGGCUGGUGUGACUUAUAGUCCAGAGUGACUUAUAGUCCAGAGUAUUCGGUAGUUGAAAAGGAAUAUGCGUAUAGUUACUUGUGGAGCUGAUAGGUCACAGAAAUGUGCAAAAAACAGCUGCUAACCUAUCAUGUAAUGUCUGUGUCUGUGUCUAAAAUCAUGUUUUUUAAAUGUAUUUAUCAACAGUAUAAUUACAAGCACUUCAUCCAAGCAGUCUGUGUAAUAUUUUGUUCAUUAUGGACAUGUGAAUCCCAGAAUGCAAAUGUAAGCUUAAUUUAGGGGUAAUGCUGGAUAUAUGAAAAUGACUGUUGACGGUUAUAACUGUGUGUAACUAUGAAAUGCAUUGUGUCUAUAUAUUCAUAAGCUCCUCGUUUAUACAGGGUACCCAAUAUAAUUAUAUCUGUAUCAAGUUGAUUUUUACUUUGGGCAAACUUUUAAAUUUUUUGCCUUUUUGCUGUAACUCUCCCACAGACUGCAGUAUGUUGGAUGUACAGGGUGUUUUGGGGAAACUGUUAUUUAACUGAACGUUUGUGUAGCAUUUCAAGCUGAAAGUCCUGUAUAUUUAUUAAUAAUUUAAAGCCAUGUAAUGAUUCUGAAUAAAUCCUCUGUUUGAUUUGCACAGUUUUUUUCCCCCCAAGAGUGUGGUAAAAAUCAAAGCAGAAUGUUAGUUAUUUACGUGUAAUUUCUGGAUAACUGGUAGUGAGUUACAAAGAAAAAUCAACACUUUGCAAGUUAGCACUUAAGAAUAAAAUGUCCUGUUAGGAGUUCACUUAACACACGCCAUAACCAUUGCAGCUGAUGAUUAAAUCAAAACAUUUAGGAUUUCGCAACACCACGGCAAGCUCUCUUGCCAUCCUCCAAUAUGUUCUUUUUGGAAAACGGACUUGCACAGUAUCCUUUUAAACAUUUUUUUCAGCCAUUCAACUGUCGUGCUUGCAGAACCUACAGAUUGUCAAGUUAAAAACUGUUGUAUAAAGAAUGUUUACAUUACCUUUCAACAGUUUUCUACCAGUAUGUAUUCCUUACAGUUGUUCAAAGUAAUUCUGAAAUCUAAAAAAGCACCUGAAACGGUGAGCACCAGACCCAUCCACCAUUUACAGUUCCAGAAACUUGCACGGUCUUCUCUGUUGACUGCAAGAUCAGCCUAUUCCAAGGCUGAGAUACCUGCAGACACAAUCUACCAUGAAAGUGUUUGGCAGUGGAACUGCAGUGCAAGAGUUCAUCCAAGCCCAUCCUCUCAACGGUGGGGCCACUGCCAUAUCUGUCAUCUGGGAAGAUAUUAAGUGGAGGACAAACUAGGUACCACCUCACCAAGACCCACUGAAAGCAGUGAGAGAUUGGAGAAAUUGCGAGUGAAUCAGUGCCGGAGACACACUUUCUCUAUGGAAACUGCUACUGUCAUUGUAUGCCGCAUCCCGGCCCUCUGGUCCAAGUUAGAAUUAUUUAAGCACAGGACUGACUGGAAAGCUGAGGUGUGCCCAGUUGAGACCCAGUUGCAAGGGCUAUGAGCAAGUUCUACAGCUCCACAUAAAGGGUUAGAGAACUGGUUUUUCCUGCUACUGAGAAGAAAGUCGUUUGGGCAACCAGUUAACCGGCUAAGGACACACAAACACAAAACACACACACAGGUGAGCCUGGCUCCAGUUAGAAAAGAAAGAUCUUUGUAAUAUGUACCUUGUACAGCGAAAUUUGUCUCUGCAUUUAAAGUCCUCCUCUUCAGGCGCAGCAGGCAACUAUUGUGCAUCGCCUGGGGACCAGAUUGGGGUUGUAAGGUCCGUGUCUUGGUCAGUGAAGUAUCCAUGAGUGGGCAACUCUGAUGGUAAUGUGGGUUAAGUGUCUUGUGUAAAGACACAACAGACGGGAACCAGUCUUUUGAAGUGAACUAGCCGGCAGUCAUUACAUUAGUAUGCAAUUAGGGACGACAUGCAGCAGAGUUGAGUAAAAUGAGCAGCAGGAAAAUAAAGCAGAAGCACUUUGUGUUUCUGAAUGACAAUUUUGAAGGCUAGCAAAAUUACCUGGAUGCUGUUUUGUCUUUUUAGUUUUGAACAUUUUCAUGUAUAUUUUGUGGUGUAUCCCAGCUGACUUCGGCUGAGAGGUAGGAUACAACCUGUACAGUCAGCGUGGAUAGGCUCCAGCAUACCCACGUGACCCUAAAGAGUAUUAAGCAGCACAGAAAGUGAAUGAAUUUUGUUAUGAUUUGUUAAUGUAUGGUUUCACUGUCUAUAAGUUUGAAAUUUACAGAUCAUACAUUAUAUUGGACCUUUUUUGCCUAAGAUGGGUCCUUGCUUUGGUAUUUUAUAAUAAAAAAAUAGCCAUCUAUUCCAUAUUGAGCAAUUAAAUAGCCAUAUAAAUUAUUGCUAGGGCAGUCGAAAAUAGCAUGUUAACGGUGGUAAAGAAUUUAUUUAAUUUGGUAAAAAAAAAAAUGUGUAACACAUAGGCAUCAUGGCAAGCUAUGGCUGUCAUGACGGCAGAUGGCGGCACAGUGUCUCUCCCCACAGUCGCACACAGUCUGAUGCUCAUAACUUUAUUCAGGCCUGAACACAACAGCAUAUACACUUCUCAAAAAAAUUUGAGGAACACUUCGAAAACACAUCAGAUCUAAACUGGGGAGAAAAUGAUCUUG
Dunckerocampus dactyliophorus (ringed pipefish) is the source of this 8689-nucleotide messenger RNA. It is a transcript of the gene prdm2a, whose product is annotated as PR domain containing 2, with ZNF domain a. NCBI's taxonomy places the organism in Eukaryota, Metazoa, Chordata, Actinopteri, Syngnathiformes, Syngnathidae. Gene Ontology annotation, biological process: regulation of transcription by RNA polymerase II. Gene Ontology annotation, molecular function: RNA polymerase II transcription regulatory region sequence-specific DNA binding; DNA-binding transcription factor activity, RNA polymerase II-specific. The coding region runs from base 570 to 4493 and encodes 1307 amino acids. The transcript is spliced from 5 exons. Gene Ontology annotation, cellular component: nucleus. The record is from RefSeq and is a predicted model, not a curated record.